This is a messenger RNA of Pelagomonas calceolata, 2610 nucleotides long. NCBI's taxonomy places the organism in Eukaryota, Pelagophyceae, Pelagomonadales, Pelagomonadaceae. The record is from the annotation of a GenBank genome assembly.
AAGCAAGCUCUCCGUUCUUUUUGGGCUCUGGUGGGCCGCCAGAGCACCCAAACGCUGGUCAGCGCGGCUGCAGUACACCCUUUUUCACCGCUCAUAAGAAUCCGUGCCAAAAGGCUGCCCUGGUGCGGAGGGAUUAGCUGCCCUCUGCACAUACCACACCUAUAGCAUCACGCCGCCGCAGCAUCGAAGCCAUGCCCCCCAAGGGCGUCGACGCGCAAGCUAGAGAAGCCAUGACCCAUGAAAUCGCCUGGUGCCUCACGGCGAUGCAGGCCGGCCAGAAUAUGAUUGAUGCCGCGCGCCAGAUCGAAGCCAAAUGCUACGACAGCGCGAAGGACGCGCAGGACUACGAACGAAAAGUAGAAAAACGGUUAGCGAAGGCGGCGAAGGCCCUCGAGGCGAUGGCCACUCGACACAUAUAUGGAGCGGCGCCUCCCGGGUUCAAGUGCUGCUUUUGCGGGGGUGAUUCCUCCAUCCGCGGAUUCUGCCCUCUUUCUCCCGUCAAUAACCCUGGGUACUUGGUAUCGUUCGCGCCGGACCUGGUCGCGCACGAGAUGUGCGCGCUCUACUCGUCUGGCGCCCAAGUGGACAUCGACCUGCUCGGCGACAACCCGAGAAUUCGCGUCGUGCUGGAGAACCCGGGCGUCGUCGACGUCGAGAGCCUGCGCAGCGAGCUGCGGCGGGGCAAGCGGCUGACCUGCGCGCUCUGCGGGCUCAAGGGCGCGACUGUCGGCUGCCACUCAUGCUCUAGAAGGUCUUUCCAUUUUCCCUGCGCGUUACGGGCGGGACUCGUUGAGUGGCACUGGUGGCGGACACGUCAUAGACAAAGGGUCGUUCACUGCACGGAGCACCUCGACCCGCGGUGCCUCGUCUCCUGGGUCGAGGUUGUCGGGGAGGACGAGGAGGAGGAGACGUGGCACGAGGGCCGCGUGGCCGACGGGCCGCACGAAGGCAAGUACCGCGUGCUGUACGAGCGUGAGCUGUACGAGCGUGACCAGGAGUUAAUGAACCCGUGCGAACUCGCGACCUGCGCCAGGAUGCGUCGGCCGCCGCCGGGCGCGGCGCGCUGGGCAGCGUUUGCUGACCUGUGCCGGCGAAGCGGCGUCCCGGCCGCGGCGGCGAGCCAGAAUAGAUUUCCUAGCUACAGCAAGGUCCGCGUGCGCCUCGGCGGCGCGCCGUUCGACCAGGCCGCACGCGUUGCCGCCCGGAGGCCCAAGGCUGACGCUGACGCGGCCUGCGCGCGGCCCCUCGCCGUGACCGAGGGCGAGCGCGCGGCGAGCCGCGCUGUCGUUGCGUCGGUGCUAGGUCCAGCGCCGCGGACGCGCGGUGCCAAAAUCACUGUCCCCACGCCGGCGCGCCGGAGUCUCGAGCCGCUGCCCUGGCGCGCCGGCGCGCCGGUUCUCGACUUGGCUGCGGCAUGGCUCCAAUGUCGCGAUAUCGAUGCGCUCGCGACGACAGGGCGACUGGGCUACUCCACGAUCAAAGGAGACGCAAAUCGCUUGUUCACCACGAUGCUGGCGCGUGACCACGGCGCCGACGGCGCGGCCGCGCUGCGGGCCGGCUACUACACGGACGCGUGGCAAGCUUGUCGCGCCCUGGAUGGCGCGCAUCUCCACUGGGCCGCGCGGCACGCUCCGACUGAGAACGCUGGUCCGGGAGCAACGAGCUUCCGCGCGACACGACCGCGUCCCGACCGCUUUGCGGCGGUGCAGAAGGUGGGCAACAGCGCCGGCGAUCUCACCCUAUGCGCGGAACACUUGCUGGAGGGUCCACUGUGUGCGUUCGAAAUUGAGGUCUCGUCUGUUGUCGGCGUUGCCGCCGUCGGCGUCGCUCUAGGUGAGAGGAGGAGAAAUCCAUCGCCGUUCUGGCUAGGUUGCGAGCCGUGCGACGGCUCCGCUGGGAUAUCGUUCGCAUUAGACCUGUACGGAGGUUUCUUCUACGGCACGAACGUGGAGCCGCGGUCCCUCGGGCCCUUCUUGCCGCGUCGGGCUUUGGAUGAGGAUAGUCUUGCCGAAAAAUUGCGUGAGUCCCCUCUGCGUAUUGGCGUCGUCGUCGACCGCCGCUUUCCGAGGCAAAGGCUGAGCUUCUACGUGGACGGAGAGUUCGUUGGUGUCGGCCUCGAGUCUAUAACCGACGGCGUCGCUCUCGACCACGUGCGGCCCGCGGUCUCGCUCCGCGAGGGCGGCGACAGCGCAACGCUCCGGCCCGCGUUCCCAGUGGUAGACCCAGUGGCAGACGCAACAUAUGGAGCGCCGCCCCACCGGCUCCGCACCGACACGUCGGACGACGGGGCGGAACUUACCGAGGCGGAAGUGCGCGGCGCCUUGCAAGCGGCGGGCGGGCGCAUGAAGACGAAGGACCUGCUGGUCCGGUUCAAGGCGCGGCUCAAGGCGAACCCGGCGAACAAGGACGCGAUCAAGCGCAUAUUGAGGGCCGUCGCGGACGUCCAGGACUUGUCGGGCGUGCGCGUGCUCGUGCUGAAGGCGGAGUAAGUCCUUAGUCGCCCAUUUGUGGUUGCUGUGGGAGACGCCGUGACGGCGACGUGAGGGGUGUGUUCCUAUAGUAACUGCCUAACCGCCAGGCGCCUUAGGCGGGGGAGUAGUCAACACGAGC